AUGUUCACUUCGCUCGUCUUCUGGCUCCUUGUUGAGCUCCUUGCAGUCUCGUCCGUCCAGGCCGCCAAAGAGAUUGCAAACAACAUCAUCACUUAUCCAAUCCCCUCUGGCGUCGAAAACUCCACGGCCUUCGAAGUGAAGGUGCGCACGCCUGGUGGGAAAUGGAAGGACGUGGCUGUUUACCGCCCGACUCUUACUGAGAUCAACGCAACCUCCGGGUCACGAUCCUUGUACCAGUCAUCAAUGGUCUACUUUGACUUCAACGGUACCGUGGAAAUCGCAGCAACAUGGUCCAAGGAGCGUCCACAGGAAGUUAGGGUCCGUCCUGACUCGUACGGCAUUAAGGCCCAGAAGUCGGGUCGGAGCGUCAGGUUCACUCUCGACCGACCGCGCGACGUCGUUCUGCAGAUCAACGGCGAGAUUUUUGACGUUCUGCACAUCUUCACCAAUCCACCACCCGUAGACGAGCCGUCGCCGGAUGACCCUGAUGUCAUCUAUUACGGCCCUGGCUUUCACUCGGUGUCUGGCAAGAUUCAAGUCCCCUCUGGAAAGACACUCUACAUCGCCGGCGGCAGCGUUGUCAGCGUUGAGGCCAUCGAGUUUACGAAUGCGACCAACGCCGCUGUCCGUGGCCAUGGUGUAUUGACAUACCCGCGCUCUGGCAACAUUUUGGUGACUCGAUCUCAGAACGUCGUCAUUGAAGGACUCAUCGGACUCAACUUCAUGGCCCGGACAUUCGAGGCAACAGACGUCGACAUCAAGAAUUGGAGAUCCUUCAGCUCUGUCCAGUGGGGCGACGGCAUCGACCUCUUCUGCAGCCAGAAUAUCCUCAUCGAUUCCGUCUUUGUGAGAAGCGCCGACGACUCGGUAGCCAUUUACAACCAUCGAGGUGCAUGGUAUGGCGACGUCAAGAAUAUCACGAUCCAGAAUUCAUCACUUUGGGCAGAUGUUGCCCACCCUAUCAACGUCGGAACCCAUGGCAACACUGCCGACCCAGAGACGGCCAGUGACAUCACCAUUCGCAACGUCGAUAUCCUCGACCACAGGGAGAAACAGAUGCUGUAUCAAGGAACUAUAGCGCUCAACGCCGGGGAUAGCAAUCUACUAGAGAAUAUCCUUAUCGAGGACGUCCGUGUGGAGAACUUCCGGCUCGGCCAGCUGCUCAACUUCCGUGUCAUGUUCAAUGAGAAGUAUAACACGUCUCCGGGUCGCGGGAUCCGAAAUGUCGCCAUUCGGAACCUCAAUUAUAACGGCCAUGGAAGCAUCACCUCUCUAUUCUCGGGAUACGACGCUGAACGGACCAUCUCCAAUGUCACAUUCUACAACUUGACGGUGAACGGACAAGUCAUCACAGAUUCCAUGAGAAAGCCGGGCUGGUACUUGACGACGGACUUCAUUCCACUUCAUGUUAACGAUCAUGUUCACGAUCUCACUUUCAAGGCCUAA
This is a messenger RNA of Fusarium vanettenii 77-13-4, 1446 nucleotides long. RefSeq lists its product as uncharacterized. The record is from RefSeq and is a predicted model, not a curated record. Gene Ontology annotation, molecular function: polygalacturonase activity. The transcript has a single exon. The coding region runs from base 1 to 1446 and encodes 481 amino acids. NCBI's taxonomy places the organism in Eukaryota, Fungi, Ascomycota, Sordariomycetes, Hypocreales, Nectriaceae. Gene Ontology annotation, biological process: carbohydrate metabolic process.